AUGAAUGAUAAAGAUAAAGAUAAAGAUAAAGAUAAAAGUAUAGAAGAAAAAUUGAAUGAAGGUGAAAUUAUUGAUAAAUCAAAACUAGUUGAAUUAAAACGAAAAAUACAAGAGCGUGUAUCAAGAAGAGUCAAAGUAUAUUUAUUGAAUGGUGAAGAUUGGAUAGAUAACGGAACAGGAUUUUGUACUGGUAACAUAGAGGAAGGAAGUAAUAGACCAUACUUUUUAGUUAGAAAAGAAAAUAACGAAAAGGACAUAAUCUUGAAAUCUUACCUUGAAGGUACAAUACAAUAUCAAAGGCAACAAGAAACAUUAAUUGUAUGGACUGAUUCCAAUGGUACUGACUUAGCUUUAUCUUUUCAAGAAACAGAUGGAUGUGCUGAUUUAUGUGAUUUUAUAAUAAAUGUUCAACAGGGGAACAUUAGUCCAAAUAUUUCAUUGUAUUACGUGAUAUCGAAUAUACAAGAUGGAGGAGAAGAUUUAACAGAAUUAAUCACUGGUCCUAUACGAUAUCCACCUUUAACUCCAUCAAAUGAAAAUAUAACAUCAAUUUUUGAGAAUUUGAAUCAAGGUUUGAGUUCUCAAUUCACACGUGUUCGAAUUGCAGAAUAUUUAAUCGAUACAAAAUAUUGUGAUAAAUUAAUAAAUUUAUAUAAGAAAGCAAAUUCAGAGAAAAAUACAACCAUGCUUUGCUCAUUGAGUGAUAUCUACAAAAUAUUAUUUGCUUACGGAGAAUCGUUGUUGAUCGAGGAUUUAGUUGCAACUGAAGAAAGGAUAUUAGCAUUGGUAGGUAUAUUUGAAUAUGAUUCAGAGUGUCCAGAUUCCAAAACCAGUUACAAAGAUCUUUUCAACGAUAAAUCUUUUAAAACUAUAAUACCAGUUGACGAAUUUGCAAUAUUCAAAAAUGAUUAUUAUUUAACCACUUUGCAGGACUUAGUGCUACCGAAAUAUUUAGAUGAUCAAGCUCACAGUGUAUUCAAUAAUAUAGUAUUUUCAAACCAAAUGAAAAUCUUCGAGUAUUUAAAAAAGGAAAGUGUGAUGGAACAAGUAUUUAAAAUUUAUGAUGAUAAUGACGCUGACAUACAAUUGAAAAGAGAAGGAAUAAAGAUGCUACAUCAGUAUUUAGUUACAGCAAAAUCGUUACAAAAGAAUGACUUCUUUGCGGUUUUGGUGAGCUCGGGCUUAUUCAAAAUGAUCAAUUUCGCUUUACAUGAUGAACAUAGUGCAAUAAGAAUUUUGGGUACUGAAUUGAUUGUCAUGAUAAUUGAUCAAGAUAUUUCAUUAAUAUCCAAAUUUGAGGAGGAAACACCAAUAAUCAAAUCAAACUUUUCAUCAGAUUCCAAGCAAACAACAAACACUAGGAAUGAAUGCGACUUAAAAGUAGACAAGGUUCAAGAGUUUAAUGAAACGUGUCGAAAAUCUAUCCCCAAUAACAUGAAAUUAGUGUCUACAUUAAGUAAUUUACUAGUGAGUGACAGCAAUUUAAGUUUAAAAAUGCAAGCCUUUGAAGCCAUAAAAUCAUUGCUAGAUGCUAAUUACAAAACUUCUGACAAUAACAACAACGAUUUAAUGAGUGUGAAAGUUCAUCCAACAAUCAUCGAGUCAAGCACACCUUCAACAAAUGUUUAUGAUAAAAAUGGUAUUAAAAAGUACUUUCAACUAUUUUAUGCGGAAGUAGCACCAAUUUUAUUUAAACCAAUGAGCAAAAUCGCCGAUGCAUUAGAUUCUCCAUUAGAUAUAUCAAGAAAAGAUCAAAAGCUAAUGCAGAUUUUGUGUGAAUUAGUCUCAUAUUGCUCAAAGGAGUAUGAUAUUACAUUUUCAAGACCCUUCAUAAUACAAAAUAGCAUUCUAAAAGGAUUUGUGAAGCUACUACUGUCAAAUAGUACGAAAGUUUUGAAAUUACAUAUCAUAAGGUGUAUAAGAGAUAUUGUUUUGUUAAAUGAUGACUUAUACACAAAACACAUAAUUGAGGACCAUAUACUUGAAUACUUGAUGGAGUAUUUCAAGGAAAUUUCAAAUGAAAAUGCACUAAUCAAUUCAACUUUUCUUGAUUUUUUCGAAUCUAUAAUACGAUUGAGUGAUGCUUCGAAUUAUGAAAGUAGAACAAAUUACAAACGAAUAGCUGCUUACUUAGCGAACAAAUAUUAUGCCUGCCUCAUGAGCAUUGAUUAUACAGAUACUGGUCAAAAAUUGGUAACUUUAGUUGGUGAUAAUUUUAAUGAGAAUACCGAAAUUAUAGAGCGUAUUAAUGUCAAUGAUAAUGAUGAUGACGAUGAUGAUGAUGAUGACGACGAUGAUGAUAACGAAAUUUAUGAGAAUAAUGAGAAUAAUGAUAUAAAAUUAACGGUGAAGAACGUGGAUGUUGAGGAAUCAGAAUUAAUCAAAAUUGAUGAAAUCAUAGUAUCAGAUGAUGAAAAAGAUAUUUUGGAAAGAAAUGCUUCUAAUCCUAUUAGUGAUGAAGAUGAAGCAAUCGUCAAGAAGAUGGAUCAAGAUAAAGAGGAAACUCUGAAAGAUGAAGAAGAGCAGAACGACUCUUUCAGCAUAGGACAGAAAAGACCAAGAGAAAUAUCAAGAGACGAGGAUGAAAAUGUAUCAGAAGACUCGUCAUCUGAACUUUAUAGCAUCAAAAAGUCUUACAUUGGAUCAUCACCAGUCUUGAAUUCAGAUAAACUUGAAUCAAGUAUGAAUAAAGUUUUAGUGAAUGCUGUUAGUGAUAGGAAUGUGAACGAUCGCUAA
Messenger RNA from Lodderomyces pseudojiufengensis, 2736 nucleotides. RefSeq names its product Psy2p (gene PSY2). Gene Ontology annotation, biological process: protein dephosphorylation; DNA damage response. The record is from RefSeq and is a predicted model, not a curated record. Bases 1 to 2736 code for a protein of 911 amino acids. Gene Ontology annotation, molecular function: protein phosphatase activator activity. The transcript has a single exon. Gene Ontology annotation, cellular component: nucleoplasm; protein phosphatase 4 complex. NCBI's taxonomy places the organism in Eukaryota, Fungi, Ascomycota, Pichiomycetes, Serinales, Debaryomycetaceae.